AGAGCACGCUAACGUUAGCGGAGCUCGCUGUCGCAUACUGUAUCCGUUCACCGCAAUCAUGAGCGAAGGAUGACAACUCAGCAUCAGCAAAGCAAAGACAAAGACUCGACUCUCCUGGCUCCAAAGACGGACAAAAGGUACUACGUGGGAGUAAAAGCGGAAGUAGUCGACAGCAGAAAUGUGACAACGCCGCAACGGAACCGGACAACAAGCGUCUCCUCCUAUGACACAUGCGACGACCCGGACGAGGAGAGCGAACGGUCGCUGGCAACUUCGUCCAGGGACAGCGCCGCCAGCCCGGAGGAGCUCAACGACGGAGGAGAUCCUCGCGAGGGCGACAAACGCACCAAGCAGUGCACUAUAGGGUGCACGGAGACCACAACGCAGGUGGCCAAGCAGAGGAAACCGUGGAGUGUGCAAAAAAAACACCGCCAAUAAGAUGGUGACAAAGACGAGAGUAUAUAGAAAAAGAAGACGACCAGGCCAUGUCCAGGUGGGAAACUUUGAUGUAAGGAGAACUCAGAGGAGCGACCUGUGUCUGUGAACAAACAGCGCAUGGGAGCCAUGGGGGACCGGCCAGCCAGACCCUCCCUGAUAGAGCAGGUCCUGAACCAGAAAAGACUGUCGCUGCUCAGGAGUCCAGAGGUGAUCAGCUUCCUACAGCAGCAGCAGCAGCUCCUGGCCACACAGGGACGCAGCCAGGCACAGCAGCAGUUCCAGGGCUGCUGACGUCGGCUGGUCGAUGUGUUUGUGAUAAAUAAGAGAACACUGAAGAAACACCGGCACACUAAAUGGAUAGUAACCGUACACUGUAAACAUGAAUUUCCCCAGCCAGACAGCCAUCCUGAGAAAGAAUAACAUCACAAUCGAGGGAUGUUUUAAUGAGACUGGUGGACUGAACUAAGUUGAACUCAUCUAAAUCCCUCAAACGGUGUGAAUUUCUUAAGUAGCAGACUGAUCAUGUAGUCAAACAAUGUCCGGUGCUGAUUAGGAAUUACAAUUUCAUGAAUACAAACCUACAUGUAUUUUAAUGUAUUUAAGUCUACUUAUUGUGAAUUUACUUUGUAGUUACUCUGUCAAAUCCCAUUCUCUCUGUGUCGUCUUCCUUCAUGUGGCAAUAUUAAUGAAGGUACUGGAUUAUGAUUGACAUUAAAGUCAUUACAGUUGUGUGUCUGAGUAUCGCUUAUGUGAUACUUUUUAGGCUCUUUUCUCUCUAAUGGAUUAUUGAUCUUCCUUGUGUUUGUAACGUUUUCUCUUGUCCAUACGACAAUCAUGUGUGUGAUGCAUGUCUGUAACCACUUUUCAGUCAAGUGGGGCCUUCAGGACUUGUUUUUAAACACAUUUUAUAUCCCUGUUCAUUCACCUGUUGUGAAUCUGUUGCACAAAAAGGAACACAACUGGUGCGAUAAAUAUUGGUCAUGCUAGUUCUGUUGGCUUUGUGCUGAAAAGUGGCACAGAGAAGUCAUGUACUGUGUGUUUAAGUGGAAGUGUAUAUCUCCUACUGUGAUUGUGAGAGUAAAAUAUUAUGCUAACAUUGAAAAAUUGAAAACUUAA
This is a messenger RNA of Morone saxatilis (striped sea-bass), 1554 nucleotides long. RefSeq names its product regulatory factor X-associated protein (gene rfxap). NCBI's taxonomy places the organism in Eukaryota, Metazoa, Chordata, Actinopteri, Moronidae. Gene Ontology annotation, cellular component: nucleus. The record is from RefSeq and is a predicted model, not a curated record. Gene Ontology annotation, biological process: regulation of transcription by RNA polymerase II.